Messenger RNA from Miscanthus lutarioriparius, 1041 nucleotides. The record is from the annotation of a GenBank genome assembly. Lineage: Eukaryota; Viridiplantae; Streptophyta; Magnoliopsida; Poales; Poaceae.
AUGGACCAGUCGUACCAUGGCGGCGCCGCCACCGGUGGAAGCGCCGACUUCAAUGGCCAAAUGUGGGUGAGAGGGACUCAGGUCAUGUGUGUUCGUCAUUCCGCGUCUUUCGGGGCUUGUCUCGUCUUGCGUUUGUUGCUGAUCCGUGUUUCGUGGGGGCUUGGUCGGGGAUUUGGGUGUGAGGUUUUGGUUCGGACCGAUGCGCCGCUGUCGGAUGAUACGAGGCCUCGAGCGGGCUUGCCGGCAGCAGAUGCUACUAAAUUCUUGUGGGAUUGCCUCAAUCAAGAUGACGAUGAGCUGCUGGGAUUGCUUGGAAAUCGAACCCCGCUGAGAGACUGCUGUGAUUUCUUCGCCGACCUUGGUGACAUCACCUGCAAGGAGACCCUGGACCUGGAGGAAUCUCGGGAAUCAAAGCGACGGCGCACAUUGGAGUACCCUUCAGAGUCUAGUCAGUCAGAACUUGGAAGUCAUGAAACUGGUUCUCCUUUUGUCACAUCUGAGGUAGCAGAGGUUUCACUGCUCUGCACUGAUGAACCACAGAGCUUAAAUGGUGAUAUGGAGUACACUUCAAAUAAUUUAGUACCAUGCGAGCAAGAAGAUAACCAUUUGCAACAUUGCUCUUAUGGAACCCCAGUGUACAUCGAGCCUGAUCAAGUGCCUUAUAGCUGGGAGAGCAUUGCAUAUAGUGAUGAUCAAGCUGGUAUUUCAGGAACAAGCGAGAUUGCACCGAUGACAGAAAGUUCCAUAAUGCAGGAAACUAGGAAGCUUUCUACGCUCAAAGUCUCUAAAGGCGCGUCAACAGUUAAGGUGAAGCUAAACUUAACUACAUCAGUAACAUACCCUUUUAAUCUCAUCAAACCGUCUUGGGAGGAAGGUGAUGUUACUCUUCAGGAUAUAAACAAGCGAAUCCAUGCUCCCCCAAAGAAGGCCCCGGAGAUCCUGGGAACUUCAGCUUUCUCUGGCAAGCCAGUGAUCGGCAAGACAAGAAUCCGAACAGAAGGGGGGAGAGGCAGCAUCACAAUUCUAAGAACAAAGGGCUGA